AUGGGACCCACUGAAAAUGAGUUGUCAAGAAAUUCUUUUGCUGCAUCAAAGAUCCAAGAUGACAUGCUUCCUUCUAUGAUUCUCAAUUCUCUGGGUGAGACUGGUAAUAGCAUGGUUGAUUAUAAUGGUGAAUGGCAGAUAAAGUCUUUUGUUACUCAGGAUAGAUGGUAUACUAUCAAUGUCAACAACAAUUUGACACAAGACUGUACAUGUCCAAACUUCUUGUCUCGCCAAAUCUCUUGUGAAGUAGGGGAAAUAGUAGAGGAAAGACGUGUUGUUGAGCAUAGAGAUGCACAUGUCUUCGAUAGAAUUGCAACAUAUUCUACAACAAUGCAUCAUUGUUUUGAAGAUCUACAGACUUUGAAGACAAUUCCGGACUUAGACCAAACAGAUGCAAAAGAGAUAGAAAGAGCACUUGCACAUGCUGUACAAUUGAUAGAUAAAUAUAGAAGCAAGAAUCCUUCAUACUUUAGAAACUUAAAAACUCAAAGAUAA
This is a messenger RNA of Phycomyces blakesleeanus NRRL 1555(-), 495 nucleotides long. RefSeq lists its product as hypothetical. The transcript is spliced from 2 exons. The coding region runs from base 1 to 495 and encodes 164 amino acids. The record is from RefSeq and is a predicted model, not a curated record. NCBI's taxonomy places the organism in Eukaryota, Fungi, Mucoromycota, Mucoromycetes, Mucorales, Phycomycetaceae.